AUCCACUCUCCCAUCUACCAACCUAUAUAUCCUAUAUAUAUCCGAUAUAUCUUUACCCGUUACGUCUUCCAUCGUCCCACCACCCCACCGUUUCUUGUUUUUAGCAUGAUCCUGAACGACAACGCACGAACCUCGAUCUACGUUUUCAACAAUGCUCAGUGCUGUAUUUGACCUGCUGCAACCAGCCCCAUGUAAUGUACCCUCGUACACCCUCGUAUGCUGUAAUACCCAGAGAACCCUUUGUGUAGGCUGACCCUCGGAAAUGUUCAACACAUUCAAUCACGUCGUUGUUCUCCCCUUGCGUAUCUACAAUUGGUAAGCUUUGAACAUGACGGGCAUACCAGCUCGUAUCCUCGACGCACCCGGUGUAUUUUAUGAAUCUGGUCAACCAAACGUCAAGGACACGUCGUCGAACACUCUGAACAUGGGCUUUGAACGAGGGGGGACAUGACGGUGUUUACAUUUUACAGCACCGCAAGGAUUUCAUGGUGAUGCUGAAGGUUGGUCAGUGCUACAGUUACGUUGAAUGAUGCAGGCGCUUUCGGCAAUGACUCGUUGAGGCAAAUAUUGAAGUUUUGAAGAGGCAAUGAUUCCAUUGGCGUCAGGCUUUCGACCCCAACGACAACGUUGUGGAAACGUUGCUCAUUCAUCUUCCUGGCAUCGCCUUACAAAGACUUGAAAACAAGUAAGUUCUUGACCUCUUUCUGUCUACCAUCACUAUGAGUAAGCCAUGAACUUGCCUUAUUCUGCUUAUCUGCCAACGGCGAACGCUCUUUUGAACGUAACCUUCCUUUUAGAGUUUGGACUCAGAGUCCACUCAUUGGUCCGUCGAACUUCGACGAUGAUUCUCUCCUGGUGUCUAUGUGACUGAAGAUGAAGCCUCUUUUCGCUUACUAACUCUUAUGCUGACCAUAACACCAUCAACCGGUUUGCGGAACCGUUGGUGGGUGCAGGUUCGUACGUAUAAGAUGCAAUGAGUCGUUGCCAGUGGUUGGAUUCUGCAUCCUCUCAUUCUCUAGUACUCUAAAAACUCAUAGGUUGUUCGAGCGCACUCAGACUUUCCUCUGAUGUCUUCCGCUCCUUCUAUCUGUGACACCGAAAAGACGGCCUGCGUACUGGACGCUCCCACACUCGUUGAGGCUUCGCAACUGCAAGAGAAGGCACCCGUGUCAUCUCGACCUUCACCAAAGGGCUGGCAGAAAGUUGCCAUCGUGUCAGUUCUGUCCUCUGCGCAGUUCUUUGAUAUCUUCAAUGCAUGUGCCUCUAUCGCUGCUCUACCUUCGAUUGGAACUGCCCUGAACUUCACUCCUGGAGUCCUUCAAUGGGUUCUCGCAGCUUACACCCUCACAUUCGCCUCCCUCCAAGUCCCCGCCGGACGUCUUACCGACCUCUACGACGCCAAGCUCAUUUUCUGCAUCGGUUAUCUCGGUCUUGGACUAUUCUCCAUUCUAUGUGCUGUUAGCGUUCAUCCUAUCAUGUUGGUCGUCUUUCGUGCCAUUUCAGGCAUUGGCGCAGCGAUGACUAUACCGUCUGCUAUCGCAAUGAUCGUCCAUAAUUUCCCUGAUCCUAAGGAGCAGAGUGCUGUACUCGGAAUAUAUGGAGCCUUUGGGGCCAUUGGGAACGCUGGAGGGUUCGUGAUCGGUGGGAUUGUAUCUGCGAAAGCGUCGUGGAGAUGGGUGUUCUAUAUUAUUGCCAUCGCUGCCAUUCCAUUCUCCGUCUUCGCGUACUUUUUCCUACCAAAAAUUGAAAGUGCACAGAAGGAGAAGCGGAGCCUUGACUUUCCUGGAAUCUCCAUCCUUACGGGUGGUCUCAUCCUCCUGGUGUACGCUCUUUCGGAUGGAAGUGAUCAGGGAUGGGGUACCCCUCAAAUCAUUGUCACUCUCAUGUUCUCCAUCGUCUUCUUCAUCGCAUUCUUCGUUGUCGAGCGUAUCACCAAGGAUCCCGCUCUUCCUCCUCGUCUUUGGCAUAUCACGAAUCUCGCAGUGAUGUUCUUCUACUCGAUGAGCGUUUAUUGGAACCUCUUCGCCAUUGAGCUCCAACUGACCAAAGUCUUCCAAGAUCUUUUCCUAUGGUCUCCUUUCAAAGCCGCUCUACAUUUCCUUCCCUUAGGUAUCACUGGCGGCAUAAGCGCAACGCUUGCAGGACAAUACGGUCAUCUCAUUCCUCGUCGAAUUCUACUAGUGGUUUCGCAGAUGCUCAUGCUGGUCGCAAGUAUCCUGCUCGCUCUGGCGCACAGUCCCGAUCGAUACUGGUCGUAUGUCUUACCAGCCAUGAUCAUCAACAUGGUCGGUCUGGCUGGAUCAUAUGUCGGUGCUACCGUUACAACGAUGGCAAGCGCACCGAAGGGCGAGGAAGGUGUAGUUGGCGCAGUGCUAUACACUACCUUUCAAUUGGGAUCGACCUUGGGUAUCGCUGUCGCAGCUGCGAUAUCUUUAAGCGUCAAUGAAAAGUUGCCGCUAGAUGCUUUGUCGCAGUUCACCGGAUAUGCGGCGUCGUUCUGGAGUCUUGUGGGGAUGCAUGGUAUCAUGAUCGUUAUUACACUACUGUUCGUCCAUAAUUAGUUCACAUUUGUUACCCGAUCACGGCCUUGGGAUCUUAGACUGACAUUCAUAACGCUAGAUUGCCCAUCUUUGUAUCCUAUAGUUGAUAGAGUUGUACUACGUAGAAUUAGAUAUUCCGAGUAUAAUACGCAUGUUUCUUGUUAUCAAUAUCAAUCACAGCUCUUGCACUCCUGGCAGUAG
Molecule: messenger RNA, 2741 nt
Organism: Somion occarium
Lineage: Eukaryota; Fungi; Basidiomycota; Agaricomycetes; Polyporales; Cerrenaceae
Source: the annotation of a GenBank genome assembly